AUGGGUAUGGUUCCGUCAACUAUGGUGACCCGAAUAUGGGAAUGUGGGUCGACCCGACUAUGUCUGGGUGGGGCGGAGAUGAUUAUGGUGGUGGAAGAGCUGGUGGGGAAAAUUCUAGUUAUGGAGAAGAAGCGGCAGAGAGUUGGCAGAUUCCAGCGAAGGAGAAAGGAUGAAAGGGAGAAGGAUAAUGAACAUGAAAAUGACUUUUCUGAGAGAAGACAUGGUGGUAGUGAUAUGGAAAGGGAUCGGGAUUGUCUAGGUGAAAGAUCUCGAGAUCGUGACAGGAACAUGGAUCGAGAAAGAGAAAAGGAACAUGAGAGAGGAGAUAGGCAUAGAAGAGACGAUAUGGAGAGACAUGACAAUAGUAGUAUUAUGUACAAAGAAAGGGAGUCUGAACGCGGUGGCGAUAACGAUGAUGAAUGGAAAAAGAGUAGUCGAUUAACAAGGCCGCAAAGUAAGUGUAGGAUGAGUCAUGAGGAUGAUCAAAGGUCGUCAAGAUCUCAGGACACUAAUUAUGCUAAGAGGCGACAUUAA
This is a messenger RNA of Impatiens glandulifera, 534 nucleotides long. Its product is annotated as splicing factor U2af large subunit B-like. Lineage: Eukaryota; Viridiplantae; Streptophyta; Magnoliopsida; Ericales; Balsaminaceae. The coding region runs from base 1 to 534 and encodes 177 amino acids. The transcript has 2 exons. The record is from RefSeq and is a predicted model, not a curated record.